GGAUGUUGUUGUUAGCUGCAGCGGUGGAAGAGAAAAUGCAGUAGCCCCACACACAUUUGGAUGUUAUAAAGUAAUGGGCUGAUUUCCACUUGUGUUCAAGAUGGCGAAAAAUAGAAAGUGCAUCCUCUGUGAAACAGUCCACGGCUCCAAGCAGGAGAUGGAUGAGCACAUGAGGAGUAUGCUGCACCACCGUGAACUGGAGAAGCUCAAAGGCCGGGACUGCGGCCACGAGUGCAGAGUGUGCAAGGUAACUGUGGUGAGCCUGACCGAUUAUGCCAGCCACAUUUCCAGUGCCACGCACAAGCAGAAUGUGGAGGCCGCAGAACAAAAGCCUGCGAGGAACGACCGAGACGAGGACUACUUCGACCAGGCUUUGGUGGACCUGAUCGAGAAGAGAAAAGAACAAAUCAGAAAAGAAAAGGAGGCAGCUGCUGCAAAGCUGGCAAAAGAAGAAGAGGAACGAAGGAGAAAGGAAGAGUUUCAGCAGAGGUUAAAGGACGCUAAGGAGCGUUACCGGCUGGAGUGUGCUUGGAAGCAGCAAUCGCAGGGGUUCAGUGGAUCCAGUCACCACAGAAGUUGGUACAGGAGCAACCAAUAUAAUGCCAACGCAGCGGAGGCACAACCCUGGCAGCACAGCAGACAGGGAAAGAGCGCCACCUGGCAUGCUCAGGAGCCUCCCAACUUCCAGAAUUGGGGAUCUGGAGAGUUUUCUGGUGGAAACUUUAAUAGCCAGGGAGGUUUUGGCAACAGGCAGUGGGAUCAGGGUUCAUUUUCUGGCAGUCAACGAAAUCGACUGCCUUGGCUCAGCAACGGAGGCAGCAGUAACGGGGUCUAUGGUCGAAACAAUAUUUCCCAGAACCUACAAAGGAGCCGGCCCCUGAGCAUUCUGGGGCCUUGUCCUGGGUAUCCUCCUCCACCCAAUGUUUUUUCCAGGGCUCUUAACCAAUUUCAAAAUUCAGGCAAUGAUCAGGGAGGUCAGCAGGGUGAUGGGCUUCAGAAUGGGGAGGGACAAACCCCAGAACCUGACCACAACAGCAGUAAGAGCUCUAAGAACUUUGGUAGCAAUCCAAAGUUGGACAAAGCCUGCCGCUGGUCUCCAUAUCCUGUCACAAAGGGUUUUGAUUCUGUUCCCCAUAAGGAUACCAACACAAACUCAUCAGAUAAGUUCCAAAAGGUCCCCAAACUUCAGAAACAAGACAAGGCACAGGAAACCGCUGCUUUUAGCAGGCAGUCCCGACCUGAACAGAAACCAGGGCAGCUAACCUCUAGUGGACAAAGUGUGGAGGACAAAGGGAGACAUAAAUCAAGCUCCAAAACUAAACCCAGAGAGAGGAGCAGCAGCGGCAACAGAAGCAGCAGUACACAUAGAGAUGGCCCCCAGAACGCUGCAUCUGGUCCCUCCAAUCAAAAGACAAACAGGCCAUUGGUCCACAAAGACUGGAAGACGUCCUCAGUUCCUGGUGUCAGCAGUGGAGCACAACCCAGCAAGGCCUCCAGUCAGGCGCAUUCACAAUCAAAAUCAACCCCAAAGCAGAAUGGAUUCAGUUCCCAGGCUCCAGCUUUUGGACCACUUCAAUCGCGGCAGGAACGGGAGCUCCCUGAAACGUUAAAGAAAGCCCGACAGAUUGUGUUAGAAAAGAGGGGCUCUUUGGAUAGCUCGAGAAACAACAGGAUGGAAAUGACACUGCACAUUUCGGAGGAGAAACAGAAGGAUCACAUACAGGGUCAGAUUGGAGUGAACAAAGAAAACAGGCAGAAUGCAGCUAAAUCAAACCUACCUGACUCAGUCAGACCAGAAAAGCCCACGCUACAGUCUUCAGACAGCAGCCAGUUUCUUCAAUCGUUGCAAGUCAGCACCUCUACGAUGGAGAGCUCAGAGCCUGCAGCUUCAAGCCUGGAAGAUGAGGAGAGCAAGAAGAAGGCGGAGAAGGAGACAUUUCCAGUGGCCCCGGAGGAAGCCAUGCAGGCUGCUGAAGCCGGGCAGAGCUCUGAGAGUGACACCUCCAGAAGUAGCGAUGCUCAGGCGGCCUCAGGCUCAAACACGCCGGUUCUUUCCAAACUUGACCUGCCUCCAGUGUUGAAACGUGACCUCACCAAACACAUCAGCUCCAAGAGCAAAACUGGUGGCCACGAGCCCAACCUCAACAUUGCCAGACGGGUGCGAAACCUGAGCGAGUCGCGGAGAAGUGACACUGAAAAAGACUCGGGGCUCAAACCGACCGUGCGUCAGCUGAUCAGCUCCUCUGGGUCUCGACGCAAUGUGAACUGGGAACAGGUGUACCAGGAGGUCAGGAAGAAGCAAGACAAAGGGAAAGGCAUGCCAAGGUUUGGGAUAGAGAUGGUGCCGAUGGAUCAGGAGGACCAGAGCCAGGAGGAAGACGACAUUCCCCUGCUGGAGGGUUUCCAGUGGGAGUCGUUGAUGGACACUCCCGCCUCCCGAAAACGGUCGUUAUCGGAGAGCAGCAUCGCCCCCACAUCCUCUCACUCCCUGUUUACAUCCCACGUGUCAAAGGAGACGGCACAAAGAGAAGCCCUCAGCUCGGAGCAGCAGGGACCCGCCAGCUCUCCCAGCCCCAUGGCCGCUCAAGGGAACAAAGACAAUCAGCAAGAGGUGGAGCAGAUGCAUGGCCAGCUUGAGGCUAAAGCCCAGAAGCAGCCAGAGAAGCUAACGUCUGCGACAGUGAAGACCCUGCAGCGGUCUGACUCGGUGCUCGGGGACAGCAGUUCGGGGACGGAGCUGUGCGACGGCCAGGGGACAGGAAAGAGGCGAAGAGCAGCUGGGGAUAUUCCAAGUGCAGAGACGUCCUGCUUGGAGCACAAUAACAAAAGGAGGAAAGUGAAAUCCAAAAAAGAGCGUCUACAGAUCGACCAGCUGCUGGCUGUGUCUCUGCGAGAGGAAGAGCUGAGUCGCUCCCUGCAGACUGUGGACACCAGCCUGAUCCAGGCCCGCGCCGCGCUGGAGGCCGCAUACAUGGAGGUGCAGCGUCUCAUGGUGGUUAAACAGCAGAUGACUGGAGAGAUGAGCUCACUGAGAAACAAGCGCAUCGACUUACUAAAAGGGAUGCAAGGUAGUUUGGAGGAAGCACCUCUGGUUAAACUAAAAGAAGAAAAGAUGGAUUCAUUGGAAGCUGAACCUCACAUACCAUCCUCCGUUCUGCCUCCCUCUGUUACGGAUGCUCCUCCUGCUGCUCCUCUCAGUCCCAGUCCUCCUGUGGAGCGCGCCUCCCCUCCCUCCUCCAGCCUUCCCUUCAUGCCUGUAGUUAUCAAGCAGGAGCCUCAGUCUCCGGUCCAUGUCAGCUCAGAGCCGGACCCUGUGGACAUCGUAACCCUCUGUGCUCACAGCACGACCCCAGAGCUGCCUGACGCUUCUGCAGCAGCCUCUCCGCCAGAUGCUGCCCUUCAUGUCCAGCCAUCUCCUGAAAGAAACCCAGAGCCGUACCAGUCUAACACAGAACACAGCUGGGAAAACUUUAAGGAGCCUGCAGACUGCAAAGAGAGCCUGUCAGGACUGGUUGAGACAAUGGAAAAGGAAAUCCAGGCAACAAGGAGCGCUCUCACCUCUUCACCUGACUCCAAAUCUUCCAUUAAGCUUCUCUCCGGCAGCAGGAGGGGCUCUGAGGUGGGGAGUGUUGUGGACUCUCAUCACUUUGAGACCCCAGCCGUCCCCUCAGUCCUCAACAUGCCCGCUUCUCCGUCUGACCGCGGGAAGCGCGUGAGGAAGCUGAAGAAGAGGAAAGUGUUGAAGAAAGCUCAAGGGGUGGAGCAGCCUGAGAGCAGCGACACCGAGAUCGACGGAGAGACCUUGAGGCCGAGGUGGCUUCGACCGCGCAGGAGACCCAGUGGAAGCUCUCAGGUCAGCACCUCCACGCUGCCCUCCGAGGACAGAGAGGGUGACAUGAACAUGGAGGCUGUAGAGGAGGCUUCAAAACUGCUGUUUCCAACCGUACAACUUGAGAAAGAAGACCCCAAGUCCCCCAAACACAUGGUGGAGCUUCCCCAGGUGGCCCCCGCUGAACUUAUGGUGGAUUCAGAAGAAAGCAUGGAGGUCACCGCAGCCUGUCAGCAGCCACACACAGACACACUGGCUCCAGUUUCUCCUCCGGCCCCGGUCCCAGACUCCUCCAGGCCUGAGCCGCAGAGCCUGGCCUGCAACGAGGUCACUUCUACCAGUGACAUGGAGGUGUGCAGAUCCUCCGAGAGUGACAUGCCGUUUCCCAUCACGUAUCCCAAGACAACAAAGACCUCUUCAGAUGUGUCAUCUGACCACGGUGAGGACGAUUUGCCCACCGAUGGUGUGUUCGAAGGCCACCAGGAGGCGGUGAACGCCAUGCAGAUCUACAAUGGGCUGCUCUACACGUGCUCAGGAGACCGGACCGUCAGAGCCUUCGACCUGGUGAGUCAUAAAUGUGUCGGGGUGUUUGAGGGUCACAGCUCCAAAGUGAGCUGCCUGUUGGUGUCCGCGGCUCCCAGUCUGCAUCAUCGCCUUUAUUCUGGUUCCAGUGACCAGACCAUCUGCUGCUACAGCCUCAAGACACGAGAGCUGGAGCAGCAGUUCUCUCUGUCAGACCGAGUCCUCUGCCUCCACAGUCGGUGGAAGAUUUUAUACGCCGGUCUGGCAAACGGCACAGUGGUGACCUUUAACCUCAAGACAAACAAGCAGAUGGAUGUGUUUGAGUGCCACGGGCCGCGGGCCGUGAGCUGUCUGGCCUCGUCGCAGGAGGGAGCCCGCAGGAUCCUGCUGGUCGGCUCCUACGACAGCACCAUCAGCGUGAGAGACGCCAAGAGCGGCCUGCUGCUGCGCACUCUGGAGGGACACACCAAGACUGUGCUCUGCAUGAAGGUGGUCAAUGACCUGGUGUUCAGUGGAUCCAGUGAUCAAUGUGUCUACGCUCACAACAUCCAUACAGGAGAGCUGGUGCGGGUCUAUAAGGGCCACAGUCACGCUGUCACCGUUGUGUCCGUCCUGGGGAAGGUGAUGGUGACUGCUUGUCUGGACAAACUGGUGCGCGUCUACGAUCUACAGUCUCAUGACCAGCUGCAGAUUUAUGCUGGACACAAGGACAUGGUGAUGUGUAUGGCUAUCCACAAGAACAUGAUCUACACGGGUUGUUAUGACGGCAGCGUGCAGGCCGUCAAGCUGAACCUGAUGCAGAACUACCGCUGCUGGUGGCACGGCUGUUCGCUGGUGUUCGGGAUGAUGGAGCACCUGCAGCAGCACCUGAUCAACGACCACACCAGCACCAACUCCCAGACGUUAAAGUGCCGCUGGAAAAACUGUGAAGAGUUUUUCUGUGCACGCAACAGCUCCAAGCAGGGGAUGCUGGUGCACAUGCAGAAACAUGCUGAGGAGGGGACUGAACUGGAGCCUUAAGGGCUGCUGGUGGGAACAUGGUUUCUCCCGGAGCCCUCCUCCCUCCCCUGCCAUCUCUACCCCCUCUCCCCCCUCGUUAACCUCCCAUAUUGGGGGGGAUGUUCUUGGGACCCACGUUUGUUCGCAGCGCUCCUGUCGAGCCUGGCGAGUGGCGUCCGACGACUCCAUCCUUUAUGUUCGGUGUUGGAAUCCAACCAUAAUACAAUCAUGAAAGGAGGGUUGGUUGUGCUGUUGUUGUUUUCUUUUUUUACGUUAAAACACGCCUUCCUCUCUCUCUCUCUCUGUCUGACCACUGCAGCUCUACUUCUCACUGACCAAAGUAAGACAAAGAAUCACGUGACUUUUGUUUUAUUGAAGAAACUCUAGCGUUGCCGGUAUCAGAGAACUUGUGCCGCUUUUCUGUUGAAACUGCAACAAAAACCAGUAAUCGUCUUCCGGAUCGGUUGGCUACACUAUGGCAUGGGCUAAGAGAUGUUUUUAUUGUUGUAGUGCAGUUGUGAUGUGUCAUGUU
Molecule: messenger RNA, 5882 nt
Organism: Centropristis striata (black sea bass)
Lineage: Eukaryota; Metazoa; Chordata; Actinopteri; Perciformes; Serranidae
Gene: znf106a
Product: zinc finger protein 106a
Exons: 22
Coding region: 101-5371 (1756 amino acids)
Cellular component (GO): cytosol; membrane
Molecular function (GO): RNA binding; zinc ion binding; SH3 domain binding
Source: RefSeq, a predicted model, not a curated record